Messenger RNA from Cordyceps fumosorosea ARSEF 2679, 1341 nucleotides. Its product is annotated as phosphatidylserine decarboxylase family protein. Bases 1 to 1341 code for a protein of 446 amino acids. Gene Ontology annotation, molecular function: phosphatidylserine decarboxylase activity. Lineage: Eukaryota; Fungi; Ascomycota; Sordariomycetes; Hypocreales; Cordycipitaceae. Gene Ontology annotation, cellular component: mitochondrion. Gene Ontology annotation, biological process: phosphatidylethanolamine biosynthetic process. The transcript is spliced from 4 exons. The record is from RefSeq and is a predicted model, not a curated record.
AUGCUGACCGCGAACCUCUCUAGGCCUGGCGCGUGGCUACCUGCCGACCACCGCAUCCACCAGCAGUACCUGUCCGAGGUGAUCGAUGCCGUCGACGCCCGUCCCGCGACCGACGCCGACGACGGGCUGACCCCCGCGCUGCGCGAGUUCCGGGACUUGAUUGAGAACAAUGCGCGGGUGUACAUGUACUUUACGCAGAUGUUUGACGAGGUGCCGCAGAAGACCCCGUACCUGCGCGACCCGGCGGGACACAAGCAGGUGCGCGACUACGAGCACAUGCUGCGCGUGCUGGGCCACAUUGUGACGCGCGCGCCGGAGUGGACGCAGACGGCGGCGGCGAUGGGCGUAGUGGGCGUGCCGAUGUGUGCGGUGUUUGACUACCCGAUGGGAACGCCGAGUGGCCAUGCGGCGUUUUUGGACCCGGAUGUGAAUAGGGCGUUGAAGAAGGUCCUCAAUGAAUGGGGCAAGUACUUGCAGGUGAGGUGUUCGACCCCCGAGUCGGCAGCGGUCCUGGGAGACCACGCUACUGGCUGGUUCGGCGAGACGGGCCGACACGACCUCGUGCAGGUCGCCAACGCGCCAUACCAAUCCAACCACACCUUUGAGCAAAUGUUUGUGUGCCAGCCGACGGCUAAGCAUAUGGGAUACAAGUCCUGGGAUGACUUCUUCACCCGACGAGUCCACGAUGACGCCCGCCCCGUCGCCAGUGCCGACGACGACGCCGUCAUCGCCAACGCCUGCGAGUCCAAAGUCUUCAACGUCCAGGCCAACGUGCGCCUCCGCGACCACUUCUUCGCCAAGGGCCAGCGGUAUUCGCUCCUCGACAUGCUCGGCAACGACCCCUCCGCCGCCACCUUCGUCGGCGGCACCGUCUACCAGGCCUUUCUCUCCGCGCUGUCCUACCACCGCUGGAACAGUCCCGUCUCUGGCACCGUGCGCCGCGCCUUUGUUCUCGACGGCACGUACUUUAGCGAGCCGCUGUUUGAAGGGCCCGGCGACCCGGACGUCGCCGAGAUUGAUACGGGCGGCAUCAGCGUCGCGCAGGGGUACCUGGCGUGCAUGGCGGCGCGCGCGGUGAUUGUGCUCGAGGCGGAUAAUAAAGAGCUUGGCCUGGUUGCGUUUGUGGGCAUCGGCAUGGACGAGGUGAGCACGUGUGAUGUGACGGUCAAGGAGGGCCAGCAUAUCAACAAGGGCGCCGAGCUGGGCAUGUUUCACUUUGGAGGGAGCACGCACUGUCUGGUUUUUGAAAAGGGCGUCGAGUUGGAGGGUUUGCCCGAGGUGGGCAGGGAGGAAAACGUGCCGGUGCGAGGCAAGUUGGCGACGGCGAGGAGGAGGAAGUAG